AUGUUUACUACUGCUGAAAUCAAGGAACAUCUAACGAAGGCCUUUUCAUCUUUGCAGGAAAAUGUUUACAAGGGUAAGCUUACACAUUCUGAAAAAAUCCAAGCAUUCCAAAAGUACUUUGAAACUGUCUAUAACCCAAUGGAACUUGUUCAAACCGUCUGUUACGCGGCGCCAAUUUUAAAAGAGAAAUUUGAAAAACGAAUUGCCAAAAAGAAAUUUCCCAAAGCUGUAAAACCUGAAUUUAAAUAUGAUUUGGCUUUUGAGUGUGAACCACCCAAAUUUCCAAAUUUACCCAGUGCAGACUUUGCUUUGUCAUUUUUUGCCCCUUACCCAGAUUGGUUCACAUGUGGGAACAUUUUUAAUGUACUGAAAAAUGAACAACAAAGACCUGCUAAAAGAGUAGUUGCAACCAAAGAUACCUUAGACAGUUUCAAAGGCUUUCUUCACUUUGACUUGGAUGCAUUGAGAAUUACCUCUCCGACAUGUGAAGCUGUCGAAAGGAAGGUGGUGAAGAAAGAGAAUCCUGUAGUGAAAGCCAGCUCGAAUACUGCCUUUAAGCCAACUACCUCUUCAAGCCAGGGAGCUCCUUCUGCCAAGGAUGUUGCUCCAGAAAAAACAAAGAAGAGUUCAAAGGGUAGUGGUAAACCUCCUUUAACGCCAAAGAAAAGAAAAGUCCCAACUGAAAGCAUAAUUAUUGUCGAAGAGGAUGAAGAAGAAACUCCUCCAACUCCACUUAAGAAGAAACAAAAAAAGAAUAAGGCAACAGUUUCCCCUUGCCAAACAAACAAACAAACAACAAGGUGUCGAAAUCAAAAAUCUCCCUCCUCCUUCAAAGGAAACUCAAUCUCAGCCCUCUGGUGGCGCAGUGCUAGAGCACAUUGGGAGGAAAAACCUACUACUCCCCUCAUAUCUACUGCCAAUCAGAGUGAUCCUUCGAGCGGCAUGAAUCCAUCUCCUCCUCCGAUAAUCAGCGGUGCUGUUCAAAACAAAGGAUCUUCGACUGGAGCCCAAAAUCUCGAAGCAGAUAAUUCCCAGAACGAACAAGAAACCUCUUCCCCUAGUGAAGAUGGUAAAAAAGAUUCGAAGCAAGCUGAAGAGAAGGAUUCAGAAGAAAAAGAAGAUUCUGAGGAUACUCCCAGUAAUUCUCCUCCAAGAGUUACGUUCCCUUUAGAUUACACUGACGAAGAUGAUCAAGAUUCUGAUGAGAUUGAGGGGUACUUUCAGCAAGAUGAAGACAUGAGUGAGGGAGAAGCUGAUCCUGAAGGAAAUCAGACUGGAACUGGUGAUGUUUUUGUCAAAACAGUCCCAAAUCCAACUAACGUUCGAUCAUCCACAAUCCAGACUUCGCCUAUAUCACUUACUGAGGAGGAGAAAAAUGCUUUGAAACAAAAUGAUCCCCUAAAGUAUGUAAGAUUGAUGAUGGCUCAAAGAGAAUCUUCUUCAGAAAAAAGCAUUUCUGGAACUUCGACCCACUCUGGUGCCAGUGCAAACGAAGCAUCACAUGACGAACUCCUUAAGCAGGUGAAGAAGGUUGUUUUUGAUGUGGAUCUCUUUGAAGAAUUUAAGAAGGAUGUGGGAGCAAGCUUUGGCAUAAAGAAGCUGAUAGGCAAGAUCAACAUCACUGCUUGCCCCACUGAUAUAGGUGAAGCCCUUAUCGACAUCCAGAACCUCAUUGACCAAGUCUAUGCUGAAUACCGUAGGGAGGUGGAUGCCAAAGCAAAGCUUCAAUCAACUGAACAAGCUCAAGCUACUGAGUUUGAUAAUGCCCUUCGAACUUCAAAAUCCUCUGAGGAGUUAGCUGCUUCCAAAAAAUCAGCCCAAGCAGAAUUCGACACUUAUACUACUUCGAUACGACUUUGGGAAUCUCACAUUGCAUAA
Lathyrus oleraceus (garden pea) is the source of this 1878-nucleotide messenger RNA. RefSeq lists its product as uncharacterized. The transcript has 4 exons. The record is from RefSeq and is a predicted model, not a curated record. Bases 1 to 1878 code for a protein of 625 amino acids. NCBI's taxonomy places the organism in Eukaryota, Viridiplantae, Streptophyta, Magnoliopsida, Fabales, Fabaceae.